CUAGCCAAAGCCCCUGGAUAUAGAGGGUCCGAACUGGGGAAUCUAACUGAGUGGGUUGGUCCGCUGGUCGGUUUUCUGGUUCCGGCUUUUGCAUUCGUUGUCUCAAUCCCACGAAGCUUCCGAGUUCCCAGAAUGGAGAGUUGGUUUGGGCUUAAGAAGCGUUACAGUCUCCCGUGGCUCGUUUUCAGCCUUGUUAUCAUGAUCCUUGACAUCGUCUUGUGGAUUAUCAUUGUGUUUGCAUUUUCGGGACCACUAAUUGCUGGAGCUAUUCAUGAGGCAUUGAUCGACCACACGGUUCUCGAUGCAGUCAGGGAAACAGUUGAAGGAGCACUCCAACAGCCACUCCCGCCCCAAUUGCGAGAAGAAGGGCGACAAGACAUCGCCUUCGCGUUGGUGGGAAGCUUGAUGCCAGGCGAUGGGGAACUCGCUGCUAAGAUCCAGUCUGACAUUGUUUCUUCUGCACACGGACGACGCAAGCUGCAAGCGCUCCUGACUCUUCUUCCAUCCUACGGGACUCGCGUCGGCGUACCUGUGUUCUUCUAUCUCGGAGCAUACGCCUAUUCUCUCAUCGACGCUGAGAAUAGGAGAGGAGAUAAUGACACUGCACAUGCAAUUGCUUUCGGGUUGUGGUACGGAGUCAUUGUCAUCGGCGCCAUCGUUUCCUCGAGCGUCCUAGGUAUCGACAAUCCUGCCAGUCUCGAGGCUGUAUUUUCCGAAUCCAAUCCUCCCAUCACCGGGUUCUCGCAGCCGUGGCACUUCUACGAGUCUCCCUUCCGGACGGUUUGGGUAUGGAAUCGGGCUCGCCUCUUCCAAUCGUGGACCCACUGGGCACCUCUAGACCCCGCCAUCUGCACCAAAAUCCUAUCCUUCCGCUGCCGAUUCUGGGCGGCUUUCUCAGCCGCCUUGCUCAUCACCAUCCCCUGCUCCUUCGCGUUCACUGUCUCCUACUUCACGCCCGAAAUCGGCAUCGGGUGCCGCUCGCUCACCAUCCUCGUCUUCGUUUGCUCCCAAAACGGGCUCCUGAUCUGGUGGCUCUACCACAACUCCUCGCUCCGCCUCCAGCACAAGAACAAAAACAUCCCCUGGUACAAAACUAAAUCCUUCAUUCUAGUCCACCUCUGGGCUGGGCUUUGUCUUAUCCUUGGAGCCUUCUCCACAGUCGGUGGAACAAUCAUGCAGCUCGUCGGCGUAUACCGCAACUGCAUCUGCAAAGCCGGCAUCAUUCAGUAUGCCAUCCAUAAUGAGAAUAGCACGGUGAGACUGUCGACGGAUAACCAGGACCAUCGUGAUAGUUGGAUUUUUUGGAAUAUUUUUGGUAUUACGGGUAUUGCAUUUAUCGGCGUUUUGAGCCUUUUCGGUUGGCUAUACCAAGCAAGGACAAGGGCGAGGUGUAGGAAGCUUAUUGAGAAGUUGUGA
Lindgomyces ingoldianus is the source of this 1416-nucleotide messenger RNA. RefSeq lists its product as uncharacterized. NCBI's taxonomy places the organism in Eukaryota, Fungi, Ascomycota, Dothideomycetes, Pleosporales, Lindgomycetaceae. The annotation marks the transcript as partial. The transcript has a single exon. The record is from RefSeq and is a predicted model, not a curated record.